This is a messenger RNA of Apiotrichum porosum, 489 nucleotides long. RefSeq lists its product as uncharacterized. The record is from RefSeq and is a predicted model, not a curated record. Lineage: Eukaryota; Fungi; Basidiomycota; Tremellomycetes; Trichosporonales; Trichosporonaceae. The coding region runs from base 1 to 489 and encodes 162 amino acids. The transcript is spliced from 2 exons.
AUGCCCCACCUCUCUCGUAAACAUGCUCCCCCCACCCCUCCUGCUGGAUUCGUCACCCAGAGUGCCAGUAGCGCCGCCGACUCGCCACCACCUUCCCCCGUCUCUCUCGCUGCCCCAGUGGCCUCUCCAUCGGUCGUCUCCGUGAGCUGGACCGGCGACCCCCGCCGCAAGCACCCUCGUGCUGAGGAUGAGGACGGCCUUUUUGAGGCCGACCUCACCCACCACUACAGGCGCGCCGGCCGCGGUGCUAUGCACCGAAAGCUCAUGACCGUCGGCAAGCGCCGCAUGCUCUUAAACAAAGCAGCAUCCGCCCUGGCGGCCCUGCGCAGUGGCAUUGGAAACUUUGACGGAGCCUCCAGACUUGCACUUGCGGACGAUAUGGAGUCGAUGGAGAUUGAGAUCGAGCUCAGCCACAAGGCGGCUGACCACGAUGUCAAGAAGUUGCUCAAGCCGAAGGAAGUUCCCUUUGCUCACCCCGUUCACUGUUGA